AUGGAUCUAGCCAAUGGAACCACAGUCCAGGAAUUCAUUUUGCUAGGGUUUGAAAUUGGGCAGCAGAAACGGUUCCUGCUCCUUGCCAUUUUUGCUGUUCUCUACAUCCUCACCUUGGUUGAGAACAUCACUAUCAUCAUGCUGGUACAUGUAGAUGCCCACUUGGCCUGUCUUCCCAUGUACAUCCUGCUGAGCAACUUCUCCUGGCUAGAGAUGUGCUACGUGUCCACCACUGUGCCCCGGAUGCUCUUCGACCUGGCAUUCCCACACGGGAUCAUUUCCUUCCAUGAGUGCUUCCUCCAGUUCUACAUCUUCUUCUCUCUCGGCGACACCGAAUGCUUCUUCCUAUCAGCCAUGGCCUUGGAUCGGUACUUGGCCAUCUGCCACCCGCUGCGUUACCCACAAAUGAUGUCCAAAGAUUCCUGCUAUGCCCUGGUGGCAACUUGUUGGACCUUUGGCUUUCUGUGGCACAUUGUCCCAGUUAUUUUGAUCUCCAAGUUGUCUUUCUGUGGCCCCAACAUCAUUGACCAUUUUGUAUGUGAUCCUGGGCCAGUUCUCUCACUGGCUUGCUCUCCACGCAAAAACAUUCUUGUCAUCUACCAGUUUUCCAUGGAUGCUAUGGUUAUCCUAGGCAACCUGUUAUUUGUUGUGCUAUCCUAUGGCGCUGUGAUUUUCACACUGAUGAAAUCUUCUAGCCAAGGCAGUCGCAUGAAAGCCUUCUCCACCAUAUCCUUCCACCUAAUAGUGGUCACCCUUUUCUAUGGCACAGUGGCGGGGAUGUACGUAGCUCCGAGUGGAAAAAGUCACUCACACGUCUCCAAAUUAGUAACACUCUUCUACACUGCAAUUACACCAUUUCUGAAUCCUUUGAUCUACUGUCUGAGGAAUGAUCAGGUGAGGGAGGCACUGGGCAGGUUGAAGAGGAGAAAGAUGACAGAAGGAGGAAACUUAGGGAAGGGCCGUAGCAUUCUCUAUGUUCUCACUUUGGCUGAGAACAUCCUGAUUAUCACACUGGUGGUUCUGGACACCCAUUUAUCCCAGCUUCCCAUGUACAUCCUGCUGAGUAACUUCUCUUGGUUGGAGGUGUGCUACGUGAGUGCAACUGUGCCCCGUAUGCUCUUUGACCUGGCGUCCCCUCAUGGAGGGAUCAUUCCCUUUCAUGCCUGUUUGGUCCAGGUCUACUUCUUCUUUUCUCUUGGUAGCACCGAAUGCUUCUUCCUCUCAGUCAUGGCCUUAGAUCGGUAUUUGGCCAUCUGCCACCCUCUGCGUUACCCACAAAUCAUGUCCCCAGAGUCCUGCUAUGUCCUGGUGGCUACUUGUUGGGUCCUUGGCUUCCUAUGGAACAUUGCCCCAGUGACUUUGAUCUCCACGUUGUCCUUCUGUGGCCCAAACAUUAUUGAUAAUUUGUUAUGUGAUCCUGGCCUAAUACUGUCCCUAGCCAGUCCUCCACUAGGAAAUGUUCCUUUCAUCUGUCAGAUUUCUAUGACUUCUGGGGUUUUAGUAAAUAUCUUCUUUGUUGUGCUCUCCUACGGUACUGUGAUUCUCACUCUGGUGAAAACAUCUAGCCAGGGCAGUCAUAAGAAGGCUUUCUCCACCAUUUCUUUCCACCUAAUUGUGGUGACACUUUUCUAUGGGUCAGUGGCAGCGGCUAAUUUAAUUCCACGGGGGGAAAGCCAGUCAGAUAUCAAUGCAGCAGUGACACUGUUCUACACUGCUGUCACACCCUUUCUCAACCCCCUGAUCUACUGUUUGAGGAAUGAUCAGGUGAAAGAGGCCCUGGGCAGGUUGUUGACGAGAAUGGAGAAAUGA
This is a messenger RNA of Rhineura floridana, 1809 nucleotides long. RefSeq names its product olfactory receptor 2M2-like. The record is from RefSeq and is a predicted model, not a curated record. Gene Ontology annotation, cellular component: membrane. Gene Ontology annotation, molecular function: G protein-coupled receptor activity; olfactory receptor activity. The coding region runs from base 1 to 1809 and encodes 602 amino acids. The transcript has 3 exons. Gene Ontology annotation, biological process: G protein-coupled receptor signaling pathway. NCBI's taxonomy places the organism in Eukaryota, Metazoa, Chordata, Lepidosauria, Squamata, Rhineuridae.